CCGCCGCCGCCGCGGCUGCCGCAGCCUCUGGGAGCCUGGAAAAGGGGAAGCGAGAGCGGACGAGCGACUCAGUCCCCGGGCGGCGGCUGCAGCGGCGGCGGCGGCGGCCGGGGCGGCGCGACGGCUGGGCCGGGGGCGCUUCUGCUGCUGCGGCGGCGGUGGCGGCGGGCGGCGGCAGGGGCGGCGGCGGCGGCGGCGGCCCGCACCAGCCAUGCCGAAUAAAAACAAGAAGGAGAAAGAACCACCAAAACCGGUGAAAAGUGGAAAAGGUUCAAAAGAAGGACAAGACACAGCAGAGUCAGAGAUAGCCAGCAGGAAAAACAGCCUCGUGGCUGUCCAGUCUUCGACAUCUGCUAAAAUAAAAGUCCCAGUCCCUCAGCCCGUCGUCGUCCCUGUUAAGAAAGACAAACGGCAGAAUUCUUCACGGUUUAAUGCCAGCAAUAACAGAGAACUACAAAAACUCCCGUCUUUAAAAGAUGUCCCUCCUGCGGAUCAAGAGAAGCUCUUCAUCCAGAAGCUUCGCCAGUGUUGUGUCCUCUUUGACUUUGUCUCUGACCCGCUGAGUGACCUGAAGUGGAAGGAGGUGAAGCGGGCGGCCCUGAGUGAGAUGGUAGAGUACAUCACCCACAACCGCAAUGUGAUCACAGAGCCCAUUUACCCAGAGGUCGUCCACAUGUUUGCAGUUAACAUGUUUCGAACCUUGCCACCCUCCUCCAAUCCCACGGGAGCAGAAUUUGACCCAGAAGAAGAUGAACCAACGUUAGAAGCAGCCUGGCCUCAUCUGCAGCUUGUUUAUGAAUUUUUCUUAAGAUUUUUAGAGUCUCCAGAUUUCCAGCCCAAUAUAGCAAAGAAAUAUAUUGAUCAGAAGUUUGUAUUACAGCUUCUAGAGCUCUUUGACAGCGAGGAUCCUCGGGAGAGAGAUUUUCUAAAAACUACCCUUCACAGAAUCUACGGGAAGUUCUUAGGUCUGCGCGCUUACAUCAGGAAACAGAUAAAUAAUAUAUUUUAUAGGUUUAUUUAUGAGACAGAGCAUCACAAUGGCAUAGCAGAAUUACUGGAAAUACUGGGAAGUAUAAUUAAUGGGUUUGCCUUACCACUGAAGGAAGAGCACAAGAUUUUCCUGUUGAAGGUGUUGCUGCCCUUGCACAAAGUGAAAUCCCUGAGUGUCUACCACCCCCAGCUGGCGUACUGUGUCGUGCAGUUUUUGGAGAAGGACAGCACCCUCACUGAACCAGUGGUAAUGGCACUUCUCAAAUACUGGCCAAAGACUCACAGUCCAAAAGAAGUGAUGUUCUUAAAUGAAUUAGAGGAGAUUUUAGAUGUAAUCGAACCAUCGGAAUUUGUGAAGAUCAUGGAGCCUCUUUUCCGACAGUUAGCCAAGUGUGUUUCCAGCCCUCACUUCCAGGUGGCAGAGCGGGCGCUGUAUUACUGGAACAAUGAAUACAUUAUGAGUUUAAUCAGUGACAACGCAGCGAAGAUUCUGCCCAUCAUGUUUCCAUCGUUGUACCGCAACUCAAAGACCCACUGGAACAAGACAAUACACGGCCUGAUAUACAAUGCCCUGAAGCUCUUCAUGGAGAUGAACCAAAAACUCUUCGAUGACUGUACCCAGCAGUUCAAAGCAGAGAAACUGAAAGAGAAGCUAAAAAUGAAAGAGCGAGAAGAAGCAUGGGUUAAAAUAGAAAAUCUAGCCAAAGCGAAUCCCCAGUAUGCAGUGUAUAGUCAAGCCAGCGCCAUGAGCAUUCCGGUGGCAAUGGAGACAGAUGGGCCUCAGUUUGAAGAUGUGCAGAUGCUGAGAAAGACACUGAGCGACGAGACUCGUCAGGCACAGAAGGACCCGAAGAAGGACCGUCCCCUUGUGCGCCGCAAGUCCGAGCUGCCUCAGGACCCCCACACGGAGAAAGCCUUGGAAGCUCACUGCAGAGCCAGUGAGCUGCUCUCCCAGGAUGGGCGCUAGCUCUGGAGCAGCACGUCCGUCAAGCUGGGCCUGUCAGUUCCCUUCCGGAUGCUGUAGGAAAGACAUACCGUUUGUGCCGUACACUAAAGUCAGCGCUCCCUCCCGCCCACUCUGUAGGCAGCAGUGUACAUCUGCCUCAGCUCCAGAUUAGGAGUUCAAACAAUGGUGGCCUCCCCGGCCCUGCUGGCCAAGCUCGGGCAGAUGACAGUGUUGUUGCUACCCCAGCACAGCCCCGAGUAAGACUGCGUCCCAAAGUCAGAGCUGUAGGGAAGCACCCUGGUUGUCUCCUUGUCCUGCCCAAGUGGACCCUGAGCCCCUCUCAGGUAGAUAGUUCUGUGGUAACACCAGGGCUUUUCAAGGCGAGGAAGCACUCUGGAAGGUUCCUCCUCCUCUAAGUCGUCACAACCUUUGCCAUCAUUUCCAUGUUUGCCGUGCCGACGUUGGUCAAACCUCUCAGCUCUUUGCUUUCACAUUCUAGCUGCCUGCUGGGAAAGCAGCCAACACCCUCAGCUCUGGAACCUCCCAAGGUGUUUCUUCCCUUUGAUUGCCGGCGUGAACACCAUAUCUUUCUUUUCCUGAACAUCUACCAAAAGCCAUAUUUCAUAGUCCGUAGUACAGGCCAGGGUUCCGCCCAAGCUCAGAAGAAAGCUCUGAGAAUCUGAGAAGUCCACCUUGACUGGAAGCACAAUGUUGCAAUUAUGUGUUCCUAUUUUUAUUUACAGGAUCAGUUUUUCAUCUACCUACACAUUAUCCUUCAACAAGGCUCUCGAAUCGAUAAAACUGUAGGUUCUAAGAAUUCCACAUCUGCAGAAUGUUACAAUGAAUUAAGCCACUGGGCCUAAUGCAGACUGUAGCUGCCUUUGGGCGCACUGCAGGCCGCCGCGCUGUUAGGGUGCCAUCAGUGAGCCUUUCUGUUGCAAAAAGCACACAUUACUGAGUUGAUAAGGAAAAGUGCAGUGUCUGUGUUUCCGCCCGUCUUCACAUGCUGCUACAGGCUUCACAGACUUCUUGCAUGGAUUAAGCUUCUGUUUUAGAUGGAAUAGCACAAGGAGAAAAAUCCUUAAACUUAGCGCUUUGUUCUUUAUUUUCUCAGGGUGGCCAGUACUUCGACUUAUUUAUCCUGCUUGAAAGUUCCUUGAGAUGUGUACUGUUAUUCUGAACGGUGACUAGUUUCUUUGUCUCCAGCAUACAUAUAACUUAGUGUUAAAUGUCUUGAUGCAUAAGAGGUAAAUGUGGCAUCUCUGAAAAUCUGUUUUUCCAUGGUGGUCUCAGGUAUCCAUGCACAAACGGUGAACCCAGACAUUGCUGUCACGGGGCUGCUCACGGUCUCCUCAGAUCGCUGGUGAUGCUUACUCCACAUAGCAUGGAGGAAGAGCAGGGCAGACUGUAGGAAAGGUGGGCAGGCUGGUGGCUUGGCUGAGAACUCUUCCUGAGAAACUUGACAAGUAUCUAUCCACUUUACCAUUAUGAAAUCUAUAAUUUAAAAAAAAAAAAAAGUUGAGAUGCCUUCUCCUUUUGAGGGAAAAAGGGUGCUUUUAUCAUAUAAAGCGGUGUCUGUGUGUUUUGAUACCCCAUUGUUUGAACUCUCGUCUUUAGCUGGUAGAGUCUCAGAUAACCCUGAUGUGGGGGUGUUCCAUGCAUGGUGAGAGGUGCCAGAAGACUCCUUUGCCCUGUAUGGAAAGCAAGCUAUCAGUGUCCGGGUGAUUGUGCGGAGCUCAGCACAGAAGAACAUUGCUGGUCUAGCUUUUACUCCUGCUCUUUAUUGAAGACAAACUGUACCAAUAAGGAAAGGAAAAAAAAUGUUUGAGAGAAACUAAUUUUCUUUGACAAAAGUAUUACUCAAUAUUUUGGCCUAUUAAAGUUUCCCUAGUUAGUACUCGGGUUCCUUGUGCUAAUUGUUCAACUUAUAUAUUAUUAUAGAGACACUGUCUAUUCUGUACCAAACUGGUUUCAAGGAAAGUACCACUUUGAAAAUAAACGGGUGACUGUUUUUCUUCAUAAGGCUCUAAGUUUGGCACCUUCACUCUUUCUAAAAUGUAUCUGUGUCACAGCUCCAAGUGUCUCUCUAGUGUAGCUUUGUAUGGCUUCCUUUGAACAUUGUACAUACAUUGUAUCUUUGUUUUAUGGUAAUAAGUAAUAAAAUGUAGACUUAGUAUUUUGUACAAAAUGCCCUAUGUACAGAUUAAAAAGUUCAUAGAAACAGCAAAGAUAGGUAAGUGGCACAGUUAUUUUUCUUUAGAAAGUAUCUGUAACUUUAUGUUUAGUGAAAUGUUAAAUACCAACAUAUUUUUUAACAUUUUGUAAUUCAAAACUUUUUUGUUUUGACAUUGUUUAUGAAGGAAAACUUCAUGCACUUGCCAUUUAAUAUGCUCUUUUAUCUCAUUUUAAAGAACUCUUUAAAAUGAUGUAUUAUAUGGACUAAAUAAAAAACAUGUGAAUUUUA
Messenger RNA from Phodopus roborovskii (desert hamster), 4400 nucleotides. RefSeq names its product protein phosphatase 2 regulatory subunit B'gamma (gene Ppp2r5c). The record is from RefSeq and is a predicted model, not a curated record. The coding region runs from base 212 to 1957 and encodes 581 amino acids. Gene Ontology annotation, biological process: protein dephosphorylation; signal transduction. Gene Ontology annotation, molecular function: protein phosphatase activator activity. Gene Ontology annotation, cellular component: nucleus; cytosol; protein phosphatase type 2A complex. The transcript has 16 exons. NCBI's taxonomy places the organism in Eukaryota, Metazoa, Chordata, Mammalia, Rodentia, Cricetidae.